Molecule: messenger RNA, 456 nt
Organism: Colletotrichum lupini
Lineage: Eukaryota; Fungi; Ascomycota; Sordariomycetes; Glomerellales; Glomerellaceae
Product: methyltransferase domain-containing protein
Exons: 5
Coding region: 1-456 (151 amino acids)
Source: RefSeq, a predicted model, not a curated record
AUGUCCGGCUCAAUUAGUGAGGUCGAGGCACAACCCGUCCAGCCAACCGCGGCAUCUACGGCAGACGCCCCAUCAACAUCAGCCGACAUCGAAGUUAACAACGAAGUAAUAGUGAUUAGGAACGAUGCCUCGACCAUGGAUGAUCGCAUGUCUUCUUAUACUGCCUCUCUGUCUUCAUCAAUGGUGGACUAUCCGACUGAAUAUGGUCGAACGUAUCACGCGUUUCGAGCUGGCUCCUAUAAUUCUCCAAAUGACGAGGCACCGGGACCGGUAGUUGGAUGCUUCUAUGUGACCCCAAUGCUCGUGAACGAGACUGAUAAUGUCAUUGUAGGGGCAACCGAGAUGGGAGAUUUCUUCCCUAAUGCCGAGGUAACCGGAAUUGAUUUGAGUCCCAUUCAGCCGUCUUGGGUACCUCCAAACGUCAAGUUCGAGGUCGACGACGUCGAAAGCCCCUAG